GGUUUCUGUGUAAACAAUAUGGCGGCGCCCUGGUAGAGUGGCAUAUGAGAAUAUUAUGAGCUAGAGCGUACUGACGAACAGGACUUCCACGUAGGCUCAUUCUUACCACCGGGAUAGCAUAUCAAGUGUUACCAUGAAAGGUGUUAUAUUCCAAAGACUGAACUCGAAAUGCAUGCCGCUAGCAUUGUGCCUCGGUCGAAAUGUCACCGGAAUACAUUGUUACCCAAGAAUGCCUGUGCAGCGGACCUUAUUCACCAGAAAUACGAGCCUGCUCACAAGAGUACUGCUGAGGACACCGAAGACAGAGAUACGAGGGGCAGCUACUGAAAAGAAAGGAAAUAAAAAUGUUGCCUGGGCUGUGGCACUGGCAUUGACUGGUGUAUGUGGCAUCGCAUUCUACGUCAUGGAUAGUAUGGAUCAGAAAAGAAAAAUAGGUAAAAUAAAGCAGAAUAUAGAGAGCAGUGGUAAUAUAGAAAUAGGAGGAAAGCCCUGGACACUCACUGACCACAAUGGCGUGGAGAGGACAGAUAAGGACUUUUUAGGACAAUGGGUUUUGUUCUACUUUGGGUUCAGCCACUGUCCCGAUGUGUGCCCGGAGGAGCUGGAUAAGUUGGCUAAAGUAGUGGAGGCCUUCAAUGAACGAAGCGAUCUCCCAAACAUCCAGCCUUUGUUUGUCACGAUUGACCCGGAUCGGGACACACCAAAGGUCAUUAAGAAAUAUUGCAAAGAGUUUACACCAACACUACUUGGUUUGACUGGAACACCAGAACAAUUAGAAAGUAUCAGAAAGACCUACAGAAUAUUCUUCUCUACCGGACCAGUAGACGAAAAUGGAGAUUAUCUGAUUGACCACGCCAUAAUCAGUUACCUUGUGAAGCCAGAUGGAUCGUUUGCAGAUUAUUAUCCAAAGCGAGUAAAUCAGAAGGGAAUGAUCCAACAGAUUGAAAUUCAGAUGAAAAAAUAUGAAAAAGAAAAACAGAAACAAUAAGUUUAGCUUUAGAUUUCAAAACGGAAAAGAAAAUCCAAUUAAAUUCAAUUCAAGCAGAGCUUGAAAAAUAGAGAAAAGACAAAACAGAAGUGAGAAAAAAACUGGACUGCUGUAAAAAUUAUGAAAAUGAAAUAUUAUUAAGAUAGAUACUAAAUGUACCUACCUUUAUAAAGGGUUAUAAAGAUAUCUUAUUUGCAUAAUAAUGUAAUAUUAUCAUUACAUGGAGUGUAUUCAUAUAUUUCUGUACCAUAUUUUCAAACUUUUUCGGAUAUUUGUAAUUAUGUUAGAGAAAGUCAACAUCAUGCAUAAAGUCUGAGUUUGUAAAACUGGUUUAUAAUUUAUGUAUGUGUCAAUUAAUUUAAGCUCCUGCUGUUAAGUGUAAGAUCUAAUGUUAUGGUCACUGUCAGAAGCUACUUUCCUAAGCAUAUACAGAGUUAUUGUCAUACUUUGUUUUGUAAAUAUAUCUUAGAUUAUGAUAAUCUGCGUGACAUUUCUUAAUCUGUCUGACUUUGUAUUCCAUUGCUUUUAUAGGUGUUUAAUAUAAACAGAAUAUCCGAAAUAUGAAAUGCAUGAUACAUGCAUGUGUGUCUUUGUUUUUCAAGAAGAUUUUAGUUGUAUGGAAGAUAAUGGCCACUUUGUCAUACUUGUGAAAAUAAAUGAAAUGUAUUUUCUUA
Molecule: messenger RNA, 1662 nt
Organism: Pecten maximus
Lineage: Eukaryota; Metazoa; Mollusca; Bivalvia; Pectinida; Pectinidae
Product: protein SCO1 homolog, mitochondrial-like
Exons: 7
Coding region: 134-988 (284 amino acids)
Biological process (GO): mitochondrial respiratory chain complex IV assembly
Source: RefSeq, a predicted model, not a curated record